AUGGCCAUUUCCGGAUUCCCAUGCUCAUCUUGCUUGCCACCAGAUCCGACCCGAAAACGAGGUUUCAGACCCGAGGCCUGGGGCCAGCCGCCCUACAGCGUGAAGCCCACCGUGCUGCGGGUGGAGGACUGGGCGCAGCUGGACGGCGGCGGCACGGUGUGGCACUGCACCAAGGUGCCCUUCCAGUGCUAUGCGCCGGUGAACCUGCAAAGUCAGAGGCUGACUUGUGAGAAGCCGCUCAAGUACGACAGCAGCAUCAACACGACGCUGCUGAUGCAGAACCUGAAUGCACUCUGGUUCGUAGGCUUUGCUGAGGCGUAUCAGGCUUCAGUCUGCCUGCUUCACUGGCGAGUACUACACUCGCUGCCACAGUACUGCGACUGCGCUGACAGGCAGAGAUGGCAAGAGUUUCACGGGCACACGGAAAAUCAGAACAGCACCUACUAUGGGGAGGAAAAACUGGCACAGCUUCGCGACACGGUGCUGCAGGACAUAGAUGCACUUACUGCCACGGAUCGAUUGCUGUACAAAGCAGCCUGGGACCGCUUUGUGCGCGAGAGCGCCGAUGAAGGUCUGCGCCACGCCACGGACGCCCAGAACCUCUACAGUGAUUUGCAGCUUUGGCACUGCCAUGCCUCGGUGGAGCUCAGCCUGGCGCGGCUCUGCCUGGAAUCCGAGCAGCCCAGGAAGGCGCGAUGGAGCCAGCGAAUCAAUGGAGUGAAGUGA
Molecule: messenger RNA, 726 nt
Organism: Effrenium voratum
Lineage: Eukaryota; Dinophyceae; Suessiales; Symbiodiniaceae
Source: the annotation of a GenBank genome assembly